Molecule: messenger RNA, 1326 nt
Organism: Aplosporella prunicola CBS 121167
Lineage: Eukaryota; Fungi; Ascomycota; Dothideomycetes; Botryosphaeriales; Aplosporellaceae
Exons: 3
Coding region: 1-1326 (441 amino acids)
Biological process (GO): amino acid transmembrane transport
Cellular component (GO): vacuolar membrane
Molecular function (GO): amino acid transmembrane transporter activity
Source: RefSeq, a predicted model, not a curated record
AUGGAGUCGGCGCCCACCUACACCAAGGGCGAAGUUGAUUCCGCCAUCAUUAACAACCCGUUCGGCGAGGAUGGCGAGGCCAGCAAAUACAGGACCUUGAGCUGGUGGCAGGCCGGCUUCCUGAUGAUUGCCGAAACCAUAUCACUCGGUAUCCUUUCGCUUCCUCAGGUCAUGUCGAGCAUGGGAUUUGUGCCUACACUCAUCCUCAUUGUCGGCAUUUGCAUAAUAUCUUCCUACACUGGAUACGUUAUUGGCCAGGUCAAAUUGAAGUACCCAGGCCUGCACAACUUUGGCGACGCUGGCUUUCUGUUCUUCGGCCGCAUUGGAAAGGAAUUCCUGGAGCUCUGCCAAAUGAUCAUUUUGCUGUUUAUUAUGGCUGCUCACAUCCUGACGUUUUCCAUCAUGAUGAACGUCCUUACCGGCCAUGGCACUUGCACCGUUGUCUUUACCGUUGUCGGCGCGAUUGUGUCGCUGCUUGCGACUCUCCCGAGGACGUUGAAAAACGUGGCUCUUCUGUCCAUCUUCUCUUGCAUGUCCAUUUUGUGCGCCAUUACGAUUACAAUGGUGGCCGUCGGCGUCGACCACGUGGACCACCCUGUGAUUUACGCUGUGACGCCGCUCAGCCUGACCUCUUACCAGACCGGGUUUGUGGGUGUCAGCAACAUUCUUCUCUCCUUCACCGCACACAUCGCCUUCUUCGGCUUCAUCUCCGAGUUGAAGGACCCCCGCGACUUCAACAAGUCGCUGGCCAUGCUGGAGAGCGUGGCUGUCGUUCUGUAUAUCAUCGUCUCCUGCGUCAUCUACCGGUACGCGGGUGCGGCCGUCAAGUCGCCAGCCAUCGGGUCCGCCAGCCCACUUGUCGCCAAGAUCGUCUACGGCAUCGCUAUUCCGACCAUUGUUAUCGCGGGCGUUAUUAACGGCCACAUCGCCGCUAAGAAUGUCUUUGUGCGCAUUUGGAGGCGCACGCCGGGCGUCUUGGGAGAGAAGAGCUUCCGUUCUUGGGGAACGUGGGUCGCGCUCUGCAUCAUUCUGUACGUCAUCGCGUGGAUUAUCGCGAGUGCCAUCCCGGUGUUCAGCCAGCUUCUCGGCCUGCUCGGCUCGCUCUUUUGCUCCUGGUUCACCGUCGGCCUACCCGGCCUCUUCUGGCUCAGCAUGAACAAAGGCCAGUGGUUCAAGAAUUGGAAAAAGGCGUGUCUUACGAUCCUGAACAUACUUCUCGUAGCCAUUGGCACGGCUAUCUGCGGCCUCGGCGUCUACGGCAGUGCCUACGAAAUCGCCAACAACUCCGGCGGACAAUCACCCUUCAGCUGCGCGGAUAACAGCUAA